GGGAAGGGGGGAGGAGAAGAGCCAGCCAUGUCGCCGCAGCCUCGCGCCUGCUUCUUUUUCUCGGUAGAUUCGCGGCUCGCGGGCACGGGGAGUCGACGAUGCGCGCACUAAAAGCCGCCAACUGCCGGGAAUCGCUCGAGCACCAGCAGCAGCGGCGGCGGCGGCGGCAGCAGCAGGACUCCUCGGCGGUGCGGGGGAAGACGCAGGGCAGCAGCAGCGGACCAACACGUCGAUGACCAUAGCGGCGGCGGAAGAGCCCCCACGGUGGAGUCGGCCCGUGCUGCUGCUGCUGCUGCUGCCGCCGUGCGUGGUGCCGCGCGUGCCCGAAAUAUGACCAGCGGCGCUCGCAAGGCUCGACAUCGGCAGCGAGACGACGGCUCCAAAACGUGGACGUGCUGUUGGUGCUGGUGGUGGUGGUGCUGGUGGUGGUGGUGCGCGCGCGGCCAGAGCUCCGACCACAACGAAGACGACACACCGCCGCUUUUCACCGACUGCGAGAGGGCCCAGCGAUGGCGCCGGUCACUCGCCUCCCUCCUCUUCCUCACCGCGCUGCUCUCUGAUCGCCUGGGGCCGGGCGCCGAGGCCAGGCUGACCGGGAGCCUGGACAAGGUGAUGUCCGCGAACCUGGGGACGGGGACGGGUGCGGGGACGGGCCGCGAGCCCGGCAUCCUCAGGAGUAACGAAGGUACUACUUUUGUAGGGAACUCCUCCGGCGCGAGCGCGCGGGGUCCGGAGAAGAAGACGUGCGCGGCCAAGAACUGCCUCACUUUCGUCGACGCCGACCACCUGUGCAGGGGCCUUUGGGGCGCGAGCGAGUGGAACGCGAGCGCGGCCGACUUGUACCUGUCCUUCUGCGACUCGUACUCCCUCAUGGAUCUGCUGGACGGCUCGUCGAGCCCGGACCGCUUGAACUGCAGCGUGGACGCCAUGCGCGCCGGCGGCGUGGGCCGCUGCAGCCUGUGCGUGCAGGCGUACCAGCGCUACGACCUGCACGCGCAGGAGAAAUACGAGGAGUUUGAGCUCAUGACGGACCGAUACGUGACGGAUGCCUACUCAGUAAGGACGUGCAUGGAAGAGUGCAAGAUGGUAUACAAACCUUGGCUCUGCGCUCAGUACUUCCAGAGCAAUCAGUCCAGCUGUAGCCGCAAGGUUCCUUGUGAACAGUACUGUCUGGAGGUCCAGCAGAGAUGUCCCUUCAUAUUGCCUGACAAUGAUGAUCUUAUACAUGGCGGCACUCCCAGUUUUAUAUGUACAGGGCUUUCAGAGACGGCGAGCGCGGAGCAGGAGCCACAGUGCUGCGAUGUGCGGUGGGAGCUUAACGCUAGCAACCGCUCGCGGGACACUUUCAAAAGGACUCACCCCUCGUGCCAGCACAGCUCCUCCGUCACCACCGCCGCCGCCUCUGCCUCCUCGGGAGCGCCGCGGCUGGGCCAGGGCAGGCUCAAGCUCUGCCUGCUGGUCCUGGUCCUCCUCCACACGGUGGCCACCAUGACGGCCAGCCAGAACUCCACCUGCCUGGCAGGGAUCUUCCCGCUGGAAGACAACAACGCCCCCAGGGAGGAGUGAUUCGGACAAUGGUGGUUGGGACGGCUAGCGCUAGCGAUUUAGCAUGCUCCAAAACCAUCUCGCGCCAAAAAAGGGCGCCCCUCCGCCAGCGAGGGGCAAGCGGGGUCAAACUUGGUCGAAGCCCUAGAGCGCGCCAGCCAGCGGCGGUCUCGCCUGGCCAACCCUCAGCUGCGCUUUAUAUGUUCAGUGCUCUUUAGGCCCCAGCUAGUAGAAGAACAACAGGAUUGAAGAGGUACACAAGAGGAGAAGAGGAGGAGGAUGGUUCCAGGUGAAGGUCCAGGCCACGUCCUAACCAAGACGUCAGCUCUCACACGUUCUGAAAACCAUACACCCACUCACACACACACCCACCCACUCACACACACACACACCCACUCACACACACACAGACACACACCCACAGACACACACCCACUCACACACCCACAGACACAUAUACGCGUGUUUUCUUUCUCUUUGCACUAGGAGAUGAUCUGACUUUUUCAUUUCAAGCUUCAGCUGACAAAGAUGUUUUUUCCUCUGCUCACUUCACUUGCUUCAGAUCAAAAUGGAAAUGUACACGGGAGGAGGGAGGGUGAACGGGGAGAGCAGAAGUUAUGUGUGUCCAUGUCUCAGUCAAGGUUUUUCUGUUUGUGCCCCGUUCUUUUCUAUAUUUCGAGAGCUAGCAUGAAUAGCUUCUCUACUCACUGCUACUGUAGCUGCAAAGAUGUGAAUGGUUGACUGGUCAUGGGCCCAAUUAUCUUCAGUACUUGUUACCUCCUUUCUUGCUUUCUCAGAUUUAGACAGCAUCUGGAAGACCUGAGGGUUUUUUUCUGGAAGCUCUGUCUUUGCCUUCUGGCAAAAAAAAAUCUCUCAACGAUGUAGACAAGGCUAUAUGUCAAUGGAGCCUCAAAAACAGAGCCCAGUAGCAUGUGCUAUUGGUAAGAUAUAGUCAAUCAAAAAAGAGGGCCUCAAACUAAAAAUCAUAUUACCUGCACCACCAUUUGUCAUUUUAUUCUUUUUAGUAGGCCUAACGCUCAGCUUCUCUAUAGCCUCAGAUUUUGUAGUGCUGCUUUGCAGCCUCCAUUAUAUCUCUGUUGUCCUCUCAUGACAUCAAAACAGAAAGGUGAACGUACUAGUGGUGGACUGCUGACAUCUACUGGCAGGACUGACAUGCUUGCAUUGUACAAUGGGGAAUGCGUACACUGAAAUUGGUGAUUUUUAGUUGAAGCACCCGCUAAAUGGUAGCUGAAGGUCUUGGUAGAAACCUCAAAAUUCUCUUCCUUUUGACAAUUAUAACCACUCUUUGCAUGAAUAAGCUUAAGAAGCUCUGCUUUCAUGCUCGGUUCUCAUCAGACAGGCGUUUUAUUGAGAUUUUAAUUAGCCCUGUAUUUUGACAAGCCAGCUUGCUGUUACAGUAGAGUGGAAUUUUAACACCACCAGGCUGCAAUAACAUGAUUUCAGUGCCUGGACUAUUCAAAUUGCAUAAAAAAAAAUUGUAUGGCAGCCAUUCUGUCAAAACAUAAGGCAAGCGAUUGUACUUUUUUUGUUCGGAAUGUGCUUGUUAUACCACCUACAUCAGUUUGGAAAUGAAUAUUCACACACUUUGGGUAGCACAAAGAGGAUCUAUUGGAAACGACACCAUGUUUUGACAACUUCCUCAAUGGCUGUUCUUACCGCUUCUCUUUAGCAUUCAGCAUGGUAGCUUACAGCUGACGAAACUAACUGACGAAAAUCAUAAUUACGCUGUAAUUUUGCCAUCCUUUUGUCCUCAAAACAUCCCGAAUCAUCGUGUAAAGGGCUCAGCAGACAGCGCGCGAGGGAAGGAGUUCUCAAGGGCUCAUACUAUACUUCUCCUUCUGUGUGCAGGACCGUCAUCUUUGGUGUCCGACUGCAUGGGCCGCUAGCUGCUGAUGUGCUGUUUUGCAGUCUGUUUUUACCUGGUGUUUCAUCAUGGGCCACAUAGUUCCAGAAGGUUUAUUUUCAGGCUCAACAUGUGCUGUACCUUCCCCAGGUCUAUGUAACCAAAUUUGGCUAGAGAACUCUGUGUGCGCGUCUUAUCUUGCGUAGCUAUGUCUCUUACCGAGACUGCAGCAUCCUUCAAUCUGGAAGCCCCCCAAAACACCUGUCAUUCAUUUCAUCCAGUGUUAUCUCUUCGAAGAGAAAAACAAAAAAGUGUAUAAUCUGAGAAAUGGCAGCAGUAACAGUUGAUUCGGCUAUGAAUGUAAUAGAGGUAAGACUAGUAAUGUAUUGUAGCUUUGUGAUGGGUUUGAUAAACGAACAUCAGGAUAUGCUUUAACCCGUAGUCUUGUGUGUUCCAUUCACAAAAUUAUGCUGUUUAAAGCAGCUGGCCAAUGUCUUACAGUUCGAAGGUGACAAUCAUUCUUUAUUUCAAUUUUCAGCCGUAUUUACAACCCCCCCUGAAAAUAAAAAAAGGAUUGGGACACUUUAAUAACUUAAGUUGUUUUAUUUACAGAAUAUUUAGCAAAAUUAUAUCUAUUUCAGAGAAAAACACAAACUACGUUCACUGUGUGGAGAAACCUCCAACCAGACUGCACUGAGGGACCUGUAAAGCGCAGAGAUUGAAACACCAAAUUCUUGGACUGUUUUUCUUACAGUAAUGUUCGCUUGUUCUCAUUGAUGGGAUCAUGAACUCAGAAGGCAUUUUACAUGAAAAGAACCUGCUUAAAGGAUAACAAUCUGAAACUCACCAGCCGCCUUUUAAUAGAACAGUUCAGCAAAAACAAAUAUUACUUUUUGGAAUUACAAUUGGAAUUGUCCUUGUUUUAAAACAAAUGCCACUUGGUUUAGCAUUUUGAUUACUAACACAAUGAGCUUAGUAAAUUUUUCAAAUGCCCAAAUAUUUUGGGUGGUCACGGUAUAUGGAGGACGCCCCAUUUAUUUGUUAGAUCACAUAUAUAAUUAUUUAGACAAAUGCAAUCAAUUAUAGUCAUAUAUGUAAUGUGCAUAAUGAUAUAUUUUAUUUGUAUAUUAUCAUAUUUUAUUCUCUUUUAUUUUUGUUUACUAAAAUAAUGUUGCAAAGGAUAUUUAUCAUUGAUUAAGUACACGCCAUGUUUUUUCAGUUUGGAAUAUCCAACACUGGAGAGACAGUCCUGAAAGCUGAUAGCUCCCACUCCACCACAGUAAGACCCCUCAGCCAGCUUUAUUUUUGUUCUGCUCCUGCUCGAAACACUCACGCCAAGCAAUUAUGUGUUGCCUUGAGUGUGCAAAUUGAAAUAGAACAAACAUUGGACUUGCUGGAGGUCCUUGAGAACUGGACUGAUAACCAGUGCUGUAACAUUCGGUAAUAAACAAAAUAUUUUACCCAGACAGCCUAAAUUACGCCAACACUUUUUAGCCUUUCCAUGUCAACAACAGCAGUACAAUGGACCACACUGCACUCUUAGUUGCCAUAGAAGAGUCCUUCAUAGAAGAACCCUAAAGAACCUUUCAGUCUGGGGGUUUCUCAGUUGAACCAUUCGGUUGAAAGGUCCUUCAGGGAGCCAAAACUGAUUCUUCCAUGGUUUCACUCUGAAGAACCCUUUCUGGCAUCUUUACUUUCAAGAGUUUAUGCUGCACAUGUUGCCACUAGUUUUCUUGAAUCUGUCAGACGAUGUAUUUUCCAAACAGGUGAGCUGCUAAAAAUUCUCUAUGCUCCUCUACCUGCUUACAUUCUAAAAAUAGGCCUGGUUCCUGCCUAUGCCUGGAUAUUGCCUCAGCCGCGGUUGCCCGUCUCAGCGUUUUCCACAACACCCCAUGUCAGAUGCCCUACGGUUCCAUCUUCAUCAUUCUCAUCUCCUGUUUGAACCGCUGAUCUUCUAAAAUCCUGUUGAUCUAUGCAGAUGUGCCUAUGUCAUUCUAUUGUAGAUUUGUGGUAAUGAAGUCUCACUGUUGCCUGUCUUACUUUGAGAUUUUGGUGUAUUUUCUCCCUCCAAUCCCUCAAUUUUUUGCUCUGUUACCCAUUUGUUUUUGUCCCAUGUAAGAUGUUUUGGCUGCAUUUUGUUCAACACGUGUCUAAAAGAAGUGUGAGCUGCUUAAAGUGAAUGUUCUCCUCUUCUGGGAUGGGCAAAAAUCGUGGUUCCUCUGAGUUCUAAACACUGACAAGGAGAUGGACAGACAUACAUAGAUAUUACAAUUAUUAUUACAGUGUCAUAUUGUCAUACAAUAGAUGCUUUAGUUCGCUGAUUCUCUUUUGAUUUUUUUUACACAAAGACUUUGAUUAAAUAUUUAUAAAUUGGUCUCACAGGUCAUGACCUUUUUUGAAAGUAAGAUGAAAAUACAGCUACAUUUAUGAAAGUUCUGUUCUAAGGAGAAAUAAAUAGA
Molecule: messenger RNA, 5868 nt
Organism: Pygocentrus nattereri (red-bellied piranha)
Lineage: Eukaryota; Metazoa; Chordata; Actinopteri; Characiformes; Serrasalmidae
Gene: nalf1a
Product: family with sequence similarity 155 member A
Exons: 3
Coding region: 331-1566 (411 amino acids)
Biological process (GO): calcium ion import across plasma membrane
Cellular component (GO): plasma membrane
Molecular function (GO): stretch-activated, monoatomic cation-selective, calcium channel activity
Source: RefSeq, a predicted model, not a curated record